AUCGCCAUGCAACAACCAACUGAAGCCCGCGUGCAAGAGAUUGCAAGAUGAGGGAACUCCAGCUGCACCUCCAGUGCUUCCUCUCACUCUCAUACCAUCUGGUUAGUGCGAGUAGGAUGGCCAAUACUGCUUGAACAACACUAGCGCUAUCUGCCAUGGCGCCAAUUUAACACUCCGAAUUCCCGCCAUUUUUGCAGAAGUUACCAAGACGACCGUUGCAAACCACAAAUCUUUAGAAAAAAAAUCCCAAUAUUUCCUCCCGGAAAUGGAUGAUUUUUCACGUCCUCCCUCAAGUGCUAUGUCCUCUGGGACACCAUUGGCCCCCUUGCGCCCUGGAACUGUUUUCCGGGGAACUUCCGGAAGGCCUCCGUCUUCUGUGCGAAGCGGAACAGCCAGCAGAUUGACCGCAGCAGCAAGCUCAAUGGGUCCUCCACAGACAGCCAGUGGACAGAGGAUUGGAAGCGCUCUCGGAGCUGCUAUGAUGGAGCGCCCUAUCACCCAGCAUGGAUUGAGUGGCCUCCCAACUGCCACAGGUCGAGUGGGAACAGCAGCUGGUCAGAGGCAAGUAAAAGAUCGAAGGUACUGGCAAGGAAUUCUGCAGAUGAAAAUCCAAGAAAUCACCCAGGAAACUGAUAGGCUGUCCAAGGAAAAAAAGGCACUAGAUAGGGAUCAAUCUGCAAGGAAGAUGUAUGAGAAACGCAUUAAAGGUGCUGCCAAGGAGCUAUCCAAUCUCCAGGCUCAGCUGACGGACAUGAAUCUCGCCCUGGAUGGGUAUAGUUCAGGAUUCUCGCGUCAACAGAUGCAGAGUGAAGCAUCUGGGAUUAGGGAGCGCAAUGAGGCUGUUCAGACACAAUUGGAAGGACUGUUUACGCAGAGGCAAGCACGGGAGGAGGCCAAUCGUCGCUUGGAGGAGGAUAUUGCCAGGGAACGCCACAAAGUUACUGAAAUGAUCUAUGCCUUGGCUCCGGCUGAGCAGCAGCAAUACCGGGAGUUGCAGCAGCUCUCGGAGGAACUAAAAGCCAAGACAGCAAGUCUGCAUGAUGAGAUUGAGUCUGUAACGAAGCAUAGGGAUAGACUUACAGCUACCCUCUCCUCAUCUCAGCCUCGGUUGGAGGCUUUCCGGCUGCAGAGUAAACUAGCCGGGCUACUGUCCAAAAGGGCGAGUCUUCGAGAGGAAGAAGCCACGAGACUGUCCCCAGCUCAGGAAAGAGAAAAGCUCAUUGCUGAGGUCAGAAGCAACAAUCAGGCUCUCACUAGCCUUUCUCGUCAGCUGAAACUCACUGAGGAUCAGCUGAAUGAGAAGCGAGAGCUCCUUCUUCAGGUGGAGCAUGAUCUUGAGGAAGGAAACAGUGAAAGACACGCCAAGUAUCGAGAGCUCAAGAGGCGCGAUGAGACCAUGACAGCAUUCCUGGACACUUUUCCCCAAGCCAUGGCUCAGCAGAAGCAAAAAAUUGAGACACUGAAGAAUCAAAUCGUUUUUGCCAUUGAACAAAUGACUCUGCAAGGGAUCAGCCUCAAGGGAUUGGCCAAGGAAGGCCGUGUGGAUAUUUUUGGGGAAAAGAAUGAUCUGACAUCUCAAGGAGGACUUCUCAAGGAGUACAAAAAGCUCAGUAUUCAACUACGUCAGCUACAGAUUCUAGAAAAGAGAACCCAAGAUCAACAUAGUGCCCUGAAACAGGAGGAAAUUGAACUAACCCAGGAGAUUUCCCGAUUCUCAAAUUUGGAUAGCCUUCGGGAAGAAGCAGCUGAGAAGAUGUCAGAACUGACAACCCGCCUCGAGGAGCUACGUAACAAAAAACGGGUUACAGAAGGAGUCCUCGAGGAAGCCCGGAAGCGUUCCCGGGAAACUAAAGAAAGUCUUCGCAGUAAUGAAUCCUACCGCCAGAUUUCUCAUCUAGAGGAAAAGCUAACUGAUCUGCGAAAGGAGAGCAAAGUUCUUCGUGGAGCUGUUGAGGAAAACCGAAAGGAGUUCAAUUACACCGAUAUCAAGCAAACAGCCAUGGAAAAUCUUAGAGUAAUUAUGGAUUUUCUCAGCACAAAUUCACCAAAUUCAUUUAUUUAAAAGAAUAGAAUAUUUGCAUCAUUUUUUCACUCUGGAGAAUAAAUGUUGUCCUGGGGUUUACUUGGAAGACAUCCACGCUUCAAUUUCAGCAACACUGGCAAAAGAUUUAAAAAUUUGUAUCAAUUUUCGCAAUAAAGAACUUUUGAGAUUAGAAAACUCA
Molecule: messenger RNA, 2222 nt
Organism: Phlebotomus papatasi
Lineage: Eukaryota; Metazoa; Arthropoda; Insecta; Diptera; Psychodidae
Product: intraflagellar transport protein 74 homolog
Exons: 5
Coding region: 266-2062 (598 amino acids)
Biological process (GO): intraciliary transport involved in cilium assembly; cilium assembly
Cellular component (GO): intraciliary transport particle B; centrosome; cilium
Molecular function (GO): beta-tubulin binding
Source: RefSeq, a predicted model, not a curated record